Messenger RNA from Capra hircus (goat), 4084 nucleotides. Its product is annotated as GTPase IMAP family member 8. Gene Ontology annotation, cellular component: endoplasmic reticulum. Bases 558 to 2504 code for a protein of 648 amino acids. The record is from RefSeq and is a predicted model, not a curated record. Gene Ontology annotation, molecular function: GTP binding. The transcript has 5 exons. NCBI's taxonomy places the organism in Eukaryota, Metazoa, Chordata, Mammalia, Artiodactyla, Bovidae.
GCUGCAGGGCGGAAGGAGGGCAGGGACGCGGUGGGGGAAGGUAAGCAGUGUCUGCGGGUUUCCACCCGCAUCCAGAGGAAGGCUGGGGGCGGGGACCUGCGGGCCCUCCCCACCGCUGGCGCUGCCCCCAGAGGCACCCCGUCCUGGGCCCUGGGCACAGCCAGCCUUCUCCUCCUAAGACCCCUUCGGAAGCUCGGAUGAGGCUCAGCCCCUCGGUCCGCAGGGACCCCUGCCUGCCGGCGCGCCGAGCUGGGUGGGCGCUGUCCCUGACCCUGAGGUUCUCACCCUGCUGAUCUGGCAUCGCUUUACUGAACUUCCCCUCCCACCGCCCUCGAAACAUAUCUCUAGAAACCUCUUCCUCCUCCGAAGUGCUCCUGACUCUGCCCUGCUCUACCCGCGCGGCUCCACCAUCCCCUGAACGGACCGAGCGGCCGCCUCACCCAGCCCAGCGGCCGGCGGGACCCGGCGGCGCUGAGGCUGUGAGAGACCAGGGCACCGGACCGAGAAGCACUCGAAACCCAAGUCAGGAGAGCGAGUCAGAGCGGGGCUCCUCCAGGAUGGAAGUGAGGCUUCUUCUCUUAGGGAAGCGUGGCGCAGGGAAAAGUGCCACAGGAAACAACAUUCUGGGCAAAGCCGUGUUUGAGUCCAGGUUCAGUGAGCAGCCGGUGACUAGAAGCUGCCAGAGAGGGAGUGGGGUCACACAGGGGAGGGAGGUUGUGGUCAUCGACACCCCUGACAUUUUCUCUUCGGAUAACAUUAAGCGCUGCUUGGAGCUCUCCGCUCCCAGCCUCCACGCCCUGCUUCUGGUAAUUCCCCUUGGCAACUAUACGGUGGAGGACAGACAAACAGCCGAGCACAUUCAGAAUGUAUUUGAAGAGAAAGCCAGGAGGCACACCAUUAUCAUCUUCACUCGGAAGGACGAGGAGGGCUCGCUGGAGGACUACGUUAAAAACAACACAUCUAUCUGGGACUUGGUUCAGUGCUCUAGUGGUCAAUACUGCGCUUUCAACAACAAGGCAAGUAAGGAUGAGCAGGAUGCCCAGGUGAAGGACCUCCUCUGCAAGGUCGAGGAUUUGGUGGAAAACGAAGGACCAUAUGCAGUCAACUUAAGGGAUGAAGACAGUAGAUUCCAGGAUUCUGUGAAUGAAGACACAUCUCAGCAUAGUAUGAAUGAAGACACAUCUCAGAGGAAGAACUAUCCACAUGGGUCAGGGGAGCAGCAUCAGCAGAUGAUAGGAUGGGAACCGAACCCCGGGCUGCCAGCCCUGAAGGUCCUGCUUGUGGGGAAGCGUGGUGUGGGGAAAAGUGCAGUUGGGAACAGCCUUCUGGGGAAGCGGGUCUUUGAGACUCGAUACAGUGAAGAGCCAGUAACCUGGAGGUGCAUGUCUGAGAACAGAAUCUGGAGAGAGAGGCAAGUUUUGAUCAUUGAUACUCCAGACGUCUCAUCUUCAAAGGACAUUGAACAAGACCUUGUGAACACCUGCCCGGGUCCUCAUGCUUUCCUGCUGGUGACUCCCCUGGGAUCCUUCAAUGAGAAAGAUGACAUGGUGCUAAGCACCAUCCGACGCAUUUUUGGGAACAAAUUCAUCGAGUAUAUGAUCGUUCUCCUCACCAGGAAAGAAGAUAUAGAGAAUCAAGUCCUAGACAAGUUCUUAGCCAGAAGUAAAAGGCUCAACGAGCUCAUCAACAAAUGUAAAAACCGAUACAGUAUCUUCAACUACAGAGCUAGGGAGGAAGAGGAGCGAUGCCAGGUGGAUAAACUCCUGCAGGAAAUUGUAAGCAUGGUGCAGCAGAAUGGGGACAAGCCUUGUACUUUCAGAGAGAAAGAGCCCCUGUGCAUUAUCCUCGUGGGGAAGAGCGGGACUGGGAAGAGUGCCAGUGGGAACACCAUCCUCGGGAGCCCGGAGUUCCACUCUCAGCUGAAAGCACAGCCGGUCACCACGAGCUUCCAGGAAGGCUGGAGGACAUGGAACGGGCAGGAUGUUGUGGUUGUGGACACUCCACCACUCUGUCAGGAGUCCAGAGCUGAAGGGGACCUAUCCCAGCUCGAGAAGGCAGUCAAGGACUGUAGGUCCUACUAUAAAGAAGGGAGUACAGUUCUGGUUGUGGUGUUACAGCUGGGACGGAUCACUACAUGGGACAAAAAGGCAGUGGUGGACCUAGAGCGCAUUUUUGGAGCAGAAGUUAUGAAAUACACGAUCGUGCUGUUCACCAGGAAGGAAGACCUAGAGACUGGGAAACUUGAUGAUUAUGUCAAUAACACAGAUAACAAGCAUCUUAAGAACAUAAUUGAAAAAUGUAAGAGGAGAUAUUGUGCUUUUAAUAACAAAGAAACUGGCCAAGCCAAGGAAGACCAGGCAGAAGAGCUUUUGACAAUGGCUAGUAACGUGAUAAAGGGUGGGGGACAGCAUAAACAUCCCCGUACACGGGAUGUAGGCAAAAUAAUGAAAAAUAUUCAGGAAAAACCCUCUAAAUUACUAAGUACUUUAAAGGAAAGGUUCUAGGAAAAUGAAAGGUCUGGGGUCUCUUUAAGUUGAAGAUACCCUCAGGCUACAAGCAUGGGGGAGGCAUGGCAGGGGGAUAGGAAGAGGAACCAUGACUUUGAGAGCUUGAGAGAUGAAUGCAUCUCAGCUUGUGAUGCUUCAGCUCUUUGUAAGUAAAUAAAUAGACAAGUCAUGUAGUAGGGGAUAAUAAAGGAGAAAGAAGAAAUAAGGUAGGGAAAUCUGCUAAAGGGCUUCAGAUAUUAGGCUGAUAUUAAGGAUCAGAGUCAAGUCACAAGAAUCACUUCACCUGUGUAGGUAGACAGGAGUCAGGACAGACACUGGGAUUAAGGCCAAGGCGAGCCUGGGGUCAGAAUUCAGAUAGUCACAUGAGAACCAGGGGAUUCAGCUACAUGGGAGUAAGACAAUGUCCUGCCAACUCCUGGGCAUGGCAGAAUGGAGAAGUUGCUGUUGCUGGGCACUGCUUGCCAGGUUCUCCCAGCUCCCCAUCUCCCCCAGGGGUGCUCUCAGGACCUUCUUUUCCUCAUGUGGUUACUCCUUACUCCUUUCUUUGUUCCAAGCUGUAGUGGAAAGUGGGACCCAGUCUACCUUCCUUUGCUCUCCCUGAGGAAAUGGACAUGAAUCUGUGAAGUAUCAAAAGAUUUUAUUGCUAAUAAUUCAUGGUGACACAGACUAGAACAAAAAUUAGAAGCAUGGUAAAAUUGCUAAUUAGAUAAUCUUGCAAAAUUUUAAAUUCUAAGUAAAAUUCUAGAUUUCCUCUAGAAUUUUCAGAAAAAGUUACUGAAAACUCCUUUGCAUUCCUUUCUCUCUUCGUCUCCCUUUCUCUUUCUCUCCACCCCCAUCCCAUUCCCUGAGGCUUGUGCAUCCAUGCUCAGUCAUGUCCAGCUCUUUAUGACCCCACGGACUGUGGCUCACUGUGGACAGGCUCCUCUGUCCAUGGGAUUUUCCAGGCAAGAAUACUUGGAUGGGUUUCCAUUUCUUCCUGCAAGGGAUCUUCCCAAACCAGAGAAUGAAACCAAGUCUCCUGUGUGUCCUGCAAUGGCAGAUGGAUUCUUUACCACUGAGCCAACUGGGAAUCCCCUCCCCAAGGCUUAGGAACUCAAAUAAUAAUGGCUUAAACACAUUAAGGGUUUAUUGUGUGUCUUAUGUCAAGAAAUCCAGGAGUAAGCAGUUUGGGGCCAGUGUAGCACUGACAUUCCAGUGUCUUUCUGCCUUUCUGCCCCUAGUCAUUGGCAUGGGUGUCUCCAUACUUAAGGUUGCUUCUUGGUUCCUACUCACGGCUAGGCAGAUUAUGUUGAGAGCUACCUAGUGCGGGUGAUAAAUGAGAACUAUGAAAUCUCCCAGUUAGGUGUAAGGUCAGAUGUUUUCAAUACUAACCACUUUAUAUAUGUUUUGAGGACAUGCUUUAUGUCAUCUGCUUUUUUAAAAUUUCAAAACAUCAGGUUAUCUCAAGAUUAACCCAUUUAUAAGAGCAUGGACUGUCAUCAUGUAUACUUUGGUACUCUGUAUAGCCCUUAAUAAAUUCUGGAGGGUGUGUGUAAAUAUAUUCAGUUGAGUAAAAUAAUAAAGAUGAAAUUUAUUAU